UAAUAUCCUACUUUAUCUUAUUUUAUCCUGAUUAUUAUCCCGGCGACCAAACACAGCCUAAAAGUCAUUGUUUAUCUUGACUUUCUUCCCCCUUCUCUCUCUCUUUUCCCUCCCUCUCUUUCCUCUCUAAUCCAUGCAUGAAGCCCCCACCACCAGCCGACUUCCCUCUCUCCUCCCUCAUGUGUGUACACUUCCUCUUCCUUUUGCCGAUUCCAUUUUUCUUCUGCCCAUCUCCCUCAUGCUUUCUCUUCACCUCUCCACCAUCACUUCCCCUACCACCAACACGUUUCCAUCCCCUCGCCAGCACACCACUGCCUGUUCCCCUCAACCGCAACACCUCAAGCCUCCAUGCCACUCGUCCAUCUCACUGCAGCAACACCCCACCACCAGCGACCCCUCGGUCAACCCACCUGCUCCCAUCUCCACGCAAAAUUCCAACGCUAACUUCACCGGUGCCAACACCACCCAUCGAGCAGCUCCUCACCUCCACGCCACAGCACCAUCGUCUCGUCGUGCCACCGCCUCAGCCCCGCAAGCAACCACCGACCAGCAAGCUUCACACCAGCGCUUUCCGAGCCUCCCUUGGAGCCGCCGUAGACACAAGUCUUCACCACCUUUGCAUCGCCGUUGCCGUGAACCCGUCGACUCGUUACUCCGAACAAAGUGAGGACGCUGAUAAUUGUCGUUUUGGACUAUGGAGUGUUAUGGAAGAACAUCACGAACGCCUACUCCUUGGGCCUUGCCUUUUAGACCAUCAACACAUCCCGCCAUCUAUCAAGCCUUGUUUACCAAUGAAACACGAAGAGAUACUUCCUAUUCAGCACUCUUCUCGAUGGACAUCUGGACUUCGGCGCCCUCCCGAUUUCGUGGUUUUCCGUUGUUUGAAGUGGAAUUCCACUCAUCGUACUUACGGAUGAAGGAUUAUCUGUGAGUUAAGCUUGCUUGGAAAAAAGCAAGGAUAGAGACAACACUUGAGGUUAGUAUGUUGUCCCAUGAUCUGAACAGGGGACUAUUGGGUUUUGCAAUAUGUUUCUAUCCCAAUCAACCAAUUGCUUCUUUUUCUCUUGGGGACCCAAAACUGUCACUCUUUUUAGAUAUCUUUACCAUAGCUGGCUUUGUGCUGAAUGGCAUUCCUGUAGAAAAUUUGGAGCCGUUGGAAGUACCUUAUAUUUCUAAGAGUGUCCUUGCUCAUGGGAAAUUCCUUGAUUGAUUCUGCUGCACUUUUGGUCCCAUUGACUCCACUAAACAUAUUGCCUUUUUGCUCUAUUGACUAUCGAAAUAUGUAUUCUUUAGCUCUUAAAGUUUCAAGGGACCAUCUACACAUUGCCUCGGAUGUAAAUGGUUUGCUCUGGGUCCACUUGUUUUGGCUUUGUUAUAUAGGGGUUUACUCAUGCAUCUCUUUCAACGAAAUCCAAAGAUGGUACGUUAUCUGGUCCAUUUUGGCUUUUGGGAGUAUGGCUGGCUCUUUAUUUUCCUUUUUUAUUCAGUGAAUAUUCUUAUGAUCUUUCACAUUACUCUUUAGCGAACUCUAGACAUUCUCAUCAUUUCCUUUUAGUAUAUCAAUUACUAAAUCGUUCACCUUUGGAUACACUUAUUCGAUUUUCUUCCUUUACGUUCUAUCUUCAAACUUUUUUGGAAUUCGACCAUGAUCUCAUUGAAUUUUUCCCUUAUAAACCUGAAGAGUUCAACUACCUCUGCGAUCCUACAGCCUUGAACGACUAUGAAGAGUUCUGGAUUUGGAUUUCUGCCAAUGAUGAACUACACCUUUGGCCCGAUAUUCAACAAAGAAUGAGUGGAGAACAGUCCACGGCUUGGCCCUUGAUUGGAAGCCUUGAAGGCCGGCGAUGAGCUCUGGCGAGGAGGCUCACGGUUCUAGAACGCCUCGGAAUCUUUCUAUUAUCCCUCGCCGGCUCACGGUUCUAGAAGGUUGCCAUUGGGUCUGCUUCGAUCACUCGCACGUUGCUCAUCCCUCCCUCGAAGACGCACGCUCACUCGGUCACCCGCCCGUCACUCCGUCCCUUUGUUUUGCGUCGCAGACGCCUCCCUCGUGUGAAUAAGAAGGGCUACCAAAAAGGGCUGCGCCUCUUCUCCUUUUUCUUAAUUGCUUCAGAUGGGCUCCGUAAUGGGCUAAGAGAAAGAAACAAAAGAUGGGCCCAAAGAAUUAAAAAGUAGGCUGGGCCAAUAGAGGGAGGGGUUUAGAGGGCCCAAAAUUUUUGCUUAGUGGGCUGGACAUACCGGCCCACAUGAC
Molecule: messenger RNA, 2248 nt
Organism: Eucalyptus grandis
Lineage: Eukaryota; Viridiplantae; Streptophyta; Magnoliopsida; Myrtales; Myrtaceae
Product: extensin-like
Exons: 3
Coding region: 138-917 (259 amino acids)
Source: RefSeq, a predicted model, not a curated record